AUGGGUUCUACUGAGCAGAAAGACCGCGGUGUCCGUAUCGCCAUCGACCGUGGUGACCCGGCCAACUAUGAAGAUGCACCGCUGGAAGGUAUCCGGCGUAUCUUGAGCCACUUCGAGGGACGGGAGAUUCCUCGGGGUGAGGCCCUAGAUACCUCUAAGAUCGAUAGUAUACGCAUGGGGACCACGGUGGCGACAAACGCCCUACUGGAGCGCAAGGGUGAGAAGAUAGCCCUUGUCGUGACCAAGGGCUUUCGGGACUGUCUUGUCAUCGGCAAUCAGAGUCGCCCUAAGAUUUUUGACCUUGCUAUCAAGAAGCCUGACGUCCUAUACGAGGAUGUUGUUGAGAUAGACGAGAGAGUUACACUUGAAGACUAUGCUGAGGACCCUGAGCGGACCAUCACUAAAGCUCAUGCCAAGGCCGGGACGGCGGAAGCGUCGAAAGCAGACUUGGUGUUAGGACUAUCGGGGGAGACAGUGCGUAUUUUGGAACGGCCAGCGGAGAGCAAGAUCAAGGAUCAAUUAAAGAGCAUAUUCGACAAGGGCAUCAAGAGUAUAGCUGUAUGUCUAAUGCACGGCUACACAUAUCCGGACCAUGAAGCCUUAGUAGGCAAAAUUGCUAGGGAAAUUGGCUUUAACCAUAUCUCGCUAAGCCAUGAACUCAUGCCCAUGAUCAAGUUGGUCCCACGAGCGACAAGUGUUUGUGCUGAUGCGUACUUGACGCCGGCAAUUAAAAAGUACAUCGCCGGGUUUCAGAAGGGAUUCGCUGGUGGCUUAGGAACAAGAAGUGUCCUUCAGGAGAACGGCAGCAAAGGUGCAAGAUGCGAGUUCAUGCAGAGCGACGGUGGUCUGGUUGACGUGGAGAAGUUUACCGGGUUGAAGGCCAUCCUGUCUGGUCCUGCAGGAGGUGUAGUCGGUUACGCUAUCACAAGUUAUGAUGAGGAGACUAAGAUUCCGGUAAUCGGAUUUGACAUGGGCGGUACCAGUACCGAUGUCUCACGUUAUGGAGAAGGUAGAUACGAGCACGUCUUUGAGACGACAACAGCAGGCGUUACGAUUCAGUCACCUCAACUCGACAUCAACACCGUCGCAGCCGGAGGUGGAAGCAGACUCUUUUUCAAGAACGGUCUCUUUGUUGUUGGACCCGAGUCAGUAGGAGCCCAUCCUGGCCCUGCUUGUUACCGAAAAGGUGGCCCCGCUGCAGUAACAGACGCAAAUUUGUUCCUAGGCCGUCUACUACCUGAGUUCUUCCCUAAGAUCUUCGGCAAAAACGAAGACGAGGGCUUAGACUUUGAGGCAAGCAAGAAAGUUAUCCAAGAGCUCACUGAUCAGAUCAAUAAGGAAACUGGCAAGAAUAUGAGCUUAGAUGAAGUAGCCUAUGGUUUCUUAACGAUAGCAAAUGAAGCUAUGACAAGACCGAUCAGGUCUAUUACUGAGGCGAAGGGCCAUGACUCUUCGAAGCACCGAUUGGCGACUUUUGGUGGUGCCGGCGGUCAGCACGCUGUUGCUAUCGCAGAGGCCUUAGGUAUUAAACAGAUAUUAGUCCACAGGUACUCGUCGGUUUUAUCGGCAUACGGAAUGGCCCUGGCGGAUGUCGUCGAUGAGAGGCAGGAACCAGAUUCUACAGUAUGGCAAGAUCAGGGGGAUGUGGUUAAUGAGCUAAAAGCUAAGAUGGAAAAAUUAAAAGAGAAAUCACGCAAGGCCCUUCAGGACCAAGGUUUUGAGGACAGCGAUAUUGUCUUUGAAGAAUAUCUCAAUAUGAAAUAUCGUGGAACCGAGUCAGCUCUCAUGAUUAUCAAGCCUGAUGAGGAGAAGGCAAAGGCGUCUUACGACGGCGAGGACUGGGCGUUUGGUAAGGCCUUUGUAGACCAUCAUCGUUACGAAUUUGGAUUUACUCUGGAUGAUAGAGAUAUCAUCGUAGAUGACGUACGAGUUCGCGGUAUUGGAAAGAGCUUCACAUAUCGGGAUAAGACUGUAGAUCAACAGUUAAGGGAAGUCAAGCGACAGUCAAUUGGUGACCAGAAAGCACAUGGCAAGUCUCAAGUUUACUUUGAAGGUGGUCGUUUAGAGACGCCAAUCUACAAACUCGAAGACCUAUCGGUUGGUGACGAAAUCAACGGACCGGCUGUUCUCGCGGAUGGUACACAAACUAUCGUGAUCACUCCAAAGGCGAAGGCAUUAAUUCUCGAAACGCACGUCAUCAUCGACUUGGAGAAAAAAUAA
Messenger RNA from Daldinia childiae, 2220 nucleotides. RefSeq lists its product as uncharacterized. The transcript has 2 exons. The coding region runs from base 1 to 2220 and encodes 739 amino acids. The record is from RefSeq and is a predicted model, not a curated record. Lineage: Eukaryota; Fungi; Ascomycota; Sordariomycetes; Xylariales; Hypoxylaceae. Gene Ontology annotation, cellular component: cytosol. Gene Ontology annotation, molecular function: 5-oxoprolinase (ATP-hydrolyzing) activity. Gene Ontology annotation, biological process: glutathione metabolic process.